GAGAAAUAAUUUAAUAUGGUAGAGGUUUAUGAAUUCUGGACUAUUAUAGUUACACUCGUAGUGGUAAAGCUAUGUCAUUGGAUCUAUAAGUGGAGGAAUCCAACAAGUAAUGGAAAACUUCCUCCAGGAUCUAUGGGUUUCCCAAUCAUCGGAGAGACGUUGGAGUUCAUGAAGCCUCAUGACGCUUUUCAGUUGGCAACAUUCUUGACGAAGAAAAUCCUCAGAUAUGGACCGGUGUUUCGAACAAGCUUAUUUGGAGCCAGAGUUAUUAUCUCAACUGAUAUUGGAUUGAACAUGGAGAUAGCAAAGACUAAUCAUGCUCCUGGUGCGCCUAAGAGCUUAGCACGUUUUUUUGGGGAAAACAACUUGUUUGUAAAGAGUAAGGAGUCCCAUAAACAUGUUCGGAACUUGACAUCCCAGUUCCUAGGUUCACAAGGUUUGAGAUUGAGGAUGAUACAAGACAUUGAUUCCUUGGCUCGCACACACAUGGAGUUAGGAGCUAAGAAUGGUGGUCUUGAUAUCAAGGAAACAUCAAGCAAGAUCUUAAUUGAAUGUCUUGCGAAGAAAGUUAUGGGUGAUAUGGAACCCCAUGCAGCAAAAGAACUAACACAAUGUUGGAGAGGUUUUCCUAGAGGGUGGUUUCGGUUCUCAUGGAGCAUUCCUGGGAAUGGUGUCUAUAGAAUGUUGAAGGCAAGAAACCAGAUGAUGAAUUUACUAAAAGAGACUGUGUUGAAGAAGAGAGCAUCAGGAGAGGAGCUUGGGGAGUUCUUCAAGAUCAUAUUUGGGGAAACAGAAGGAGGAUCGGAAAAGAUGAGCAUAGAGAAUGCGAUCGAGUACAUAUUUACUUUCUUUGUGAUUGCUAACGAGACAACGCCAGGAGUCCUUGCAGCUACUGUAAAGCUCAUAAACGACAACCCUAAAGUCAAGCAGGAGUUGCAAAGAGAGCACAAGCGAAUUUUUCAGGAUAAGACCGAGAAGGACGAGGCCGACCUAACAUGGGAAGACUACAAAUCAAUGACUUUCACCCAGAUGGUGAUAAAUGAGUCUCUAAGGAUCACAAGCACGGUGCCUACAAUGCUUAGAAUAGUUGAACACGAAACACAUGUUGGUGAUUACACAAUUCCAGCGGGAUGGAUUUUCAUGGGCUUUCCUAGUGUCCAUUUUAAUCCAGAAAAAUAUGAAGACCCUUUAGCAUUUAAUCCAUGGCGUUGGGAGGGAAAAGACUUAAGUGUGAUUCUCUCCAGGACUUACAUGCCCUUUGGCGCUGGUUCUAGACUAUGUUUAGGAGCUGAGUUUGCUAAGAUGCAGAUGGCCAUUUUUAUCCAUCAUUUGUGUAGAUACACGUGGUCAAUGAAGACAGAGACUAAAGUACUUCGGAGGUUUAUACUUAUGUUUCCACGUGGAUCUGAUGUUCAAAUCUCUGAAGACACCGAAGUGGAUAAUUCUUCUGUCUACUAGGUGGUUAUAUCUCAUUUGAGGUCGUUGGUUUGAAGCCCAAAAUAUAGGAGUGGUACAAAUAUAUAUACCAGUGUUUGUAAUAGGUAUCCGUUAUUAUGUUGUGUGUUUUUGUAUGUUUCUAUUGAAUUGAAUAAGAAGGUAGGCAAUAAGGGUUUUGUAAACAAUUAUGAAUAUAUGCUUUCAUCAUUAGAGGAUGUGGAUUUAGGAUUUAGUAAGGUUUUUACUUAUUUUGAUUAGGAACUUAAAUUUUAAAUUAAAACAUUAUAUGAUCUAUUCGCUUUUGUAUUUAAAUGUUGUAUUUGGAGGAAAAUGUUUAAAUAUUGUUAUUUUGAAUAUUUUUCAUCUGGAUGCUGCAUAUGGCUAAAACAUCAAAUGCAUUAAAAUUCUUAAUAUUCAAGACUGGUGAAGGAAAUGAUGGAGAGACUCAACUCAAUAUUCAAGAGGAGAUUUUUAUUCUUGAUGCAGAUGAUCCAAUCCAAUAGAAUCUAUAAGCAAAACAAUGAAUGGGGAUGGUAGCAAAAGUUUUAUUGCGGGUAAAUGAAACUUGUUACAACUCUGUUGUAUCCUAUUUCAGGAUCUACCAUGAGGUCCAUCAUGACAACCUGAUAUCAUAACACUUGACAGGUUUUGAGUUUUGUAUAAUUAGGUCAUGGGCGAUGGACUCAUUGUUCUUGCAGUGGACGAACUUGAAGCAGUGAAAAAAUUUGCAAGCAACAGAUUGUUGUACUUCUUAAGUGUUUGCUUUACUGAUAAUUUGCCGAGAAAAUAUU
Messenger RNA from Brassica napus (rape), 2228 nucleotides. RefSeq names its product cytochrome P450 708A2-like. Bases 16 to 1458 code for a protein of 480 amino acids. The transcript is spliced from 7 exons. NCBI's taxonomy places the organism in Eukaryota, Viridiplantae, Streptophyta, Magnoliopsida, Brassicales, Brassicaceae. Gene Ontology annotation, biological process: sterol metabolic process. The record is from RefSeq and is a predicted model, not a curated record. Gene Ontology annotation, molecular function: monooxygenase activity; heme binding; iron ion binding.